Messenger RNA from Fraxinus pennsylvanica, 1236 nucleotides. Lineage: Eukaryota; Viridiplantae; Streptophyta; Magnoliopsida; Lamiales; Oleaceae. The record is from the annotation of a GenBank genome assembly.
AUGGCACGCCAAAAUUCUUCCUUCCCCCACCAAAAUGGCCGUGCUCAACCCCAAGUGGUGGUGGUAAUGGUGCCUCUACCAGCGCAAGGCCAUCUUAACCAGCUUCUCCACCUCUCCCGCCUCAUCUCCGCCUACAAUAUCCCCAUCCACUACGUUGGCACCAAAGCCCACAGCCGCCAGGCGAAGCAACGUGUCCACGGUUGGGACCCUCUUUCAGUAGAAAACUUCCAUUUCCAUGAAUUCCAAAUCCCAGAUUUCCAAUCGCUUCCUGCUAACCCUUAUGCCUCCACCAAAUUCCCCUCACAUCUUCAACCGGCAUUCAACGCAAUGUCCCACCUUCGCCUGCCGGUCGCAUCACUACUUCACUCUCUCUCAACUACUGCACACAGAGUUAUUGUCAUUCAUGAUUCUCUCAUGUCGUCUGUAGUUCAAGAUAUAGCUUCGAUUCCGAACGGCGAAUCAUACAUUUUUCACAGCGUUUCAGCCUUUGCGAUCUUCUGUUUCUUCUGGGAAGCCGUCGGAAAACCUUUUCUGAUGGAGGAAGAAGAACUAGAACAUCUCCCUUCUCUUGAAGAUUGCUUCACAACGGAAUUCAUGGAAUUCAUCGACACUGAACAAAACUAUAUAGGUUUCAGCUCCGGCAGCCUUUACAACGCUAGCAAAGUUAUAGAAGGUAAAUACAUUGAUUUAAUCAAAAAAAUUCCAGGUGAAGAGAACAAGAAACAUUGGCCUAUAGGGCCAUUCAAUCCAGUGGAAUUAACAGGUAAGAAAAAUGGACGCCAUAAAUGUGUCGAAUGGCUUGAAAAACAAGAACCAAAAUCAGUGAUUCUUGUUUCAUUCGGAACUACAACUUCAUUAACAGAUGAGCAAAUCACAGAGCUUGCAAUUGGGCUAGAUCAAAGCGGAGUGAAAUUCAUCUGGGUUUUGAGGGAUGCAGAUAAAUGUAACAUUUUCACAGGUGAAAAUCGAAAAUCCGAACUUCCUCAAGGGUUUGAAGAAAGAGUUAGAGAAAGAGGAAUUGUAGAGAGAGAGUGGGCACCCCAAUUAGAGAUUUUAGCGCACUCUGCAACUGGUGGAUUUCUGAGCCACUGUGGAUGGAAUUCAUGCAUGGAGAGCAUUUCAAUGGGGGUGCCUAUCGCUGCAUGGCCAAUGCAUUCAGAUCAGCCGAGGAAUGCUGUUUUAAUUACAGAGAAGUACAGAAAUGACAUGAAAAAGUUGAUUGCUGUAAAGAGUUAA